AUGUGGAAUUGCAGAGGAGCUGCAGGAAAGGACUUCUUUCGAUAUAGUAAAUACUAUAGCGACAUGUAUAAACCAGACCUUUUUGUUUUUAUGGAGACAAGAUGCGAUCCACAGAAACUACAUAAACCUCUGAAUAAUUUGGGGUUCAGAAUUUUUUUUUCAGUUGACAAUACUGGAUAUGCGGGCGGCAUUAUAGUGGCGUGCAAAGAUGAAAACAUGAAAGUAAGUUUAUGUCUUCAUGUUGAUCAGUGGAUCCAUUUAAAAGUGAUCAAUAAUGAUGGAGUGGAAUGGAGGCUCACUGCGAUUUAUGCUAGUUCUUUUGAGCAAAAGAGGAAGCUAAUGUGGGAUGCCUUGAAAAGUAUAGCCACCAGCGAAAAUUUUCCUUGGCUGGCUGCUGGGGACUUUAAUGACAUAGCCUAUGCAACUGAAAAACGAGGCGGUGGUUGUGUGUCGAGCAGGAAAUGCAAUACAUUCAGAAACAAUACGGAGGAGUGUAACCUGUCUGAUAUGGGGUCUAGUGGACCGAAAUUUACGUGGAGGGGAGGUAUUUAUCGUAGGGGCCAACGGAUCUUUGAGCGGUUGGAUAGGUAUUUAUCUCCAUAUUAA
Molecule: messenger RNA, 606 nt
Organism: Vicia villosa (hairy vetch)
Lineage: Eukaryota; Viridiplantae; Streptophyta; Magnoliopsida; Fabales; Fabaceae
Exons: 1
Coding region: 1-606 (201 amino acids)
Molecular function (GO): catalytic activity
Source: RefSeq, a predicted model, not a curated record